Messenger RNA from Bacillus rossius redtenbacheri, 11415 nucleotides. It is a transcript of the gene Dcr-1, whose product is annotated as endoribonuclease Dcr-1. Gene Ontology annotation, biological process: pre-miRNA processing; apoptotic DNA fragmentation; siRNA processing. Gene Ontology annotation, cellular component: cytoplasm; RISC complex; nucleus. Gene Ontology annotation, molecular function: deoxyribonuclease I activity; ATP binding; RNA binding. The transcript is spliced from 30 exons. NCBI's taxonomy places the organism in Eukaryota, Metazoa, Arthropoda, Insecta, Phasmatodea, Bacillidae. Bases 244 to 6603 code for a protein of 2119 amino acids. The record is from RefSeq and is a predicted model, not a curated record.
AUGUAUUAAACAGGUGUUGUUAUUGACAUUUCUGUGUUUAAUGUAUAUUACAGCGAUUGUAAUUCAAUUAUAAAUCGUUAUUUCCUGUGCGUGAUACUGAUACUAAUUUAGAUAGAUAAACAUAACCUCUGUGGUCAUUGGUGAUGUAACAUAGUGAAUUUUGUGACGUCUAGACCGAUUUUAAUUAGUAUUUUGUUAACGUGUUAUGUGAAAUGUUUUAUUUAUUUAUUCUACUUGUUUAGCAUGCGAGGGGUCCUGUGUUCGAGUCCCGGAUUGAUCUCACUGAUGGCCUACCACUUCAAUGACAAUGUCCACACAAAGUCUUUCACCCCGCGGGAGUAUCAGGUGGAGCUGUUGGAUGCUGCGAAAGAACGGAACAUCAUCAUUUGCCUGGGCACGGGCUCGUCGAAGAUCUUCAUCGCAACCAAGUUGAUACAGGAGCUGGCCAGCACGAUUCGCAGGAGGUGGCACGAAGGAGGCAAGAGGACGCUGUUCCUGGCAGACUCUGCAGUCAUGGUGUCCCAGCACGCCUCGUACAUCCGCCACCUCACGGACCUGGUGGUGUCCGAACACAGCGCUCUGGAUGAGGACGGUGUCUUCACUCCCGCCUACUGGGACUCCGUGCUGCGCAAACAUCAGGUCCUGGUGAUGACCAGCGCGGUGUGUCUGCACGUGCUGAGUCAGCGCUUCCUGCAACUCACCGACAUCAACCUGCUGAUUCUGGACGAUUGCCACCGCGCUCUGACCGACCACCCCAUGAGGCAGAUAAUGCGGGAGCACGUGGCGCCGUGCAAGAGCCGGCCGCGCGUGCUGGGGCUCACGGCGCCGCUCCUCAGCAGCAGCAGCGACCCGGGACACCUGGAAGGGGAGCUGUGCCGGCUGGAGGCCGCCCUGCACUGCCGCGCGGAGACGGCCAGCGACAUAGUGUGCGUGCUGCGCUACUGCAGCCGGCCGCGCCAGCUGGUGGCGCAGUGCGCCGCGCACUCGCCCGGCGAGCUGGACCGCCUGCUGGAGUCCGUAGUGCGGGACGCCCGCGCCUUCCUGGUCGACCACCGCUACGACCCCACCGAGGUGUACGAGGACGAGUUCCUGGAGGAGAUCCGAGCCACCCCGGACCCCAAGACGGACCCGCUGUCCGUCUUUGACGACUUCCUGCACAUCCUGCACACGCUGGGGGCGUGGUGCGCGGACCGUGCCGCCCUGGCGCUCCUCGUGCAGCUGGAGAAGCUGAAGGUGAAGACUCCGUACGAGAGGCACUUCCUGCUGCUGUGCAUGGUGUCGUCUGUCAUGGUGAAGAUCAGGGCGAUCUGCGAGGAUUUCUUCCAGAGCGUGCCGGAGAAGGAGCGCAUACACAGGUUCUCGUCGCCGAAGGUGCGACGCCUCGUGGAGGUGCUCCUGCAGUUCAAGCCCGACAAGCCGGACCCGGGCGAGAGCGCUGCGGACAGGACCGACUGCGAGCUCGAGGGCGAACCAGCGGACCCGUCUCCGAGAGACGGGGUGGGCCGGGAGGCUGCGUGCUCGGUUAAAACUUUAGAAAAAUACACUCGAACAGACAGUGCACACAGGAGUAACUGCAGCGGGGAGGACGAGGCGACAGGAAUCAAUAAUAAUCGGGAAGUUGUAAUCUACCGAAUGCCAGCGAAGGGUUGUAAAGAAUGUGUUGCCGCGAACGGUUUCUCGAAAUGGACGUGCGGUAUGAUUCUGCAACGUUACGAAACUUCUUUGAGUUUAAGAAAACAUUGUAGACGGGAGUUGAAUGGUUUUGCGAGACUGUUGCCAUAUUCGAAUUCACGUAUAAAUGGUUUUUUAGAUAGCCCAAUUGUUUCCGGUUCAGUGUUCAAAGUGUCGGUCGGCAAUUCGAACGGCAUGCGUAACGGCAUCGUGGCGGUUAAGGGUGUUCCUCGCUCGGAACUCACCAGCGGAGAUGGUGACGAUGAUGACGACGACGACGACGUAAAUCUCAUAAUAAGAACCGUGGGCAGCAUCAGACUCAGUCUGUCCACCGCACACAACCCGGUCGCCCCCGCCCUUGCGCCCGGCCCAGUCUGUCUCGGCGGCAAGGAGGUUGCCGGCGACGGGGACCAGAAGACUGCGGGGGGCUCCCCGUCGAGACGGCGCAACGUGCGGGGCGCGAGGUACGCCCGCAAGGGCUUCGCGAAGGACGACGGGGCCCACCAGAGCCGGCCCCAGCGACACCCGGCCCUCGACGACCCGGAUGCUCUCUGCAGCAUCGUGUUUGUGGAAAGGGGAUUCACGGCCAAGAUUCUGUACCACAUGUUCGUGGAACUACGGCACUCGGACCGGCAGCUGUCCUUCCUCUCGCCGCAGUACACCAUGGAGAAGACGAUGGACCCGGUGGCUGAGCCCCGGGAGGCGGAGGCGGAGCACCGGCAGCAGGAAGAGGUUCUCAAGAGGUUCCGUAUGCGCGAGUGCAACCUGCUGAUCGCCACGUCCGUGCUGGAGGAGGGCAUCGACAUCCCCAAGUGCAACCUGGUGGUGCGCUUCGACCCGCCGUCCUGCUACCGCGCGUACGUGCAGUCCAAGGGACGGGCUCGCGCCCCCGGGGCGCACUACGCCCUGCUGGUGGAGCAGCCCCGCUCGGAGCAGCUGGUGGGCCAGCUGGCGCAGUACUGCGAGAUAGAGAGGAUGUUGCUGAGGAAGUGCUCCAAUCAGGAACCCCCGGAUGAAGAGGAGCAGGAAGCCGACCUGUACACCGACUCAGUGGAGCCGUACACACCUGCCAACAGUCCUACCAACGCCUCCGUCAACUUGGCGACUGCUAUCGCCCUCGUGAACAGGUACUGUGCAAAACUGCCCAGCGACACGUUCACGCGCCUGACUCCGCUGUGUGCAGUCAAGUCAAUGGUGGUGGAGGGCACGCCCUUCUACCAGUGUGUUCUGCGACUGCCCAUCAACUCCCCGGUCAAGCAGGAGAUUGUGGGCGCGGCAGUGCCGAGCAGGGCGCUGGCACGGCGGUUGGCAGCCCUGGAGGCGUGCCGCGUGCUCCACCGGGCCAAGGAGCUGGACGACAACCUGCUGCCCAUCGGCAAGGAGAGCUUCCGCGUGCAGUGGGAGGAGGAGUGCGGCAUGGCCCCCGACGAGGAGGACUCCGCCCCCAGGGACCCGCUGGAGCCCCGCCCCGGUACCACCAAGCGUCGCCAGUACUACAACAAGCGGAUAGCGACUGCUCUGACCGACUGCCGGCCCACGCCCGGACGCCCCUCGUUCCUGUACCACGUGGGGAUGGUGCUGACCUGCCCUCUGCCGGAGGAGCAGAACACCCGCGGCAGGAAGAUAUACCCUCCGGAGGACUCCCCCCAAGGGUUCGGGAUACUCACGCUGAAACCCAUACCUAAGAUAUGCCCUUUCCCAAUCUUCACUCGCUCCGGGGAAGUGCGCGUGACGCUGGAUCUGUGCGACUCCGCGGUCGUGCUGUGUGAGGAGAAGCUGGACAAGAUCAUUGCGUUCCUGAACUACACGUUCACGGGCGUCCUGAGACUGCAGAAGUACCUCAUGCUGUUCGACCCCCAGGCCUCCGAGAACUCCUACUUCAUCGUCCCUACAGUCAGGAAAGCCAAGGAGGAGCGGGUCGAAGUCGACUGGCAGUUUCUGGAUCGCAUAUACAUGAACCGUGACUUGAAACCCCAGCCGGUGCCCGAGGAAGAACGCGAGGGUUUCCAGUUCGAUGCCAACAAGUACUACGACGCUGUGAUAAUGCCUUGGUACCGCAACCAAGAUCAGCCGCAGUACUUCUACGUGGCAGAAAUAUGCACCCAUCUGAGCCCCAAAUCUGCAUUUCCUGGCUCAGAAUACAAGACGUUUGAUGAGUAUUACUUCAAGAAGUACGGCAUUCACAUUCAAAACAGUCACCAGCCGUUGUUAGAUGUGGACCACACUUCAGCUCGUCUCAAUUUCCUCACGCCUCGGUACGUGAACAGGAAGGGCGUGGCGCUCCCCACCAGCAGCGAGGCCACCAAGCGCGCCAAGCGGGAGAACCUGGAGCAGAAGCAGAUCCUGGUGCCGGAGCUGUGCACCGUGCACCCGUUCCCCGCGUCGCUGUGGCGCAAGGCCGUGUGCCUGCCGUGCGUCCUGUACCGCGUCAACGCGCUGCUGCUGGCGGACCAGGUGCGCUGUGUCGUGGCGGCGGACAUCGGCCUGGGCUCGCUGCGCCUCCCGCCCGAUUUCCAGUGGGCGCCACUGGACUUUGGGUGGAGCCUGGCGGACGUGCUGAGGAAGUCUCGGGAGAGUCACAAGGCGGCCCCCGUCCCGCUGGAGGACAAGCCUGCCGCGGACCCCGAGCCUGCGGAGAGCGAGGACGCCGACGCUAAAACUGAGGAGCGCGAGCAGCGGCGAGAGGGCGAGGAGGAGGACGGGGAGUGGAUGGAGAUCGGGACGUGGUCCAACGACAUGGCGGCCUCCGCGCUGGGCGGGGAGCUGCCCCCCGGGACCUCCGCGUCGGACCACGUGCGCUACGCCUCGCCCACGUCGUGGCUGGCGUACGACGGCGACGGCUACGACAGCGACGACGACAGCAGCUACGGCGUGAUGCUGGAGUACGAGCACUCCGAGGCCAGCGAGGUGCAGGGCACGUCCGGGAUUCGCAUCGAGUUCAAGGGCGACGUGGCGGAGGCGGUCGACGACGACGCCCCCCGGAGCGCCAGCCCCGCGAGUGCCGCGGACGUGCCGUGGGACUGGGACGCCGGCGUCAUCGAGAGCGAGGAGGUGACGGCGCACUACGCGUCCCGCUUCCAGGACGCGGUCGCUGCGAGCCGCCGCCACAUCGAGGAGUCGGGCAUGGUGGUGCGGCCCGACCAGCCGGUGAUCAUGGCCCGGCCGAGCGCCAAGUUCUCGCAGAAGGAGCCCGAGGAGCGACGGGCGGGCUCCCCGCCGGUGCUGCGGACGGCGGAGCCUCCGGGCGACGACUGCGAGCUGGACAGCGGAGUGUCGGAGAAGGCCUGGCCGGACCACGGCUCCGCCAGCUCUCUGUCCAGCCUGGACGACUCCUGCUUCGCGCUGGACGACGAGCUCCUGAACGGGUUCAGCUUCGACGGCCAGCCGGAGCUGCUCGGCCACCCAGGCCCCAGCCCCAGCAUCAUCCUGCAGGCGCUCACAAUGUCUAACGCCAAUGAUGGGAUCAACUUGGAGCGUCUGGAGACUAUUGGUGACUCGUUUUUGAAGUAUGCCAUCACCACGUACUUGUACUGCACUUACGACAGCAUUCACGAAGGCAAGCUGAGUCACCUGCGGUCCAAGCAGGUGAGCAACCUGAACCUGUACCGGCUGGGGCGACGGAAGGUGUUUGGGGAGAGCAUGAUAGCCACCAAGUUCGAGCCCCACGACAACUGGCUGCCGCCGUGCUACUACGUGCCGCGCGAGCUGGAGCAGGCGCUCAUCGAGGCGGGCGUGCCGGCCAGCCACUGGAACCAGGCGGAUCUGCCCGCGCUGCGCGAGCUGUCGCGGGAGGAGAUCUGCCGCCUGGUGCAGCAGCGCAGCGAGGCCCUCGGCCCCGCCGGCCAGCCGCACAGCCCCUGCAGCCUGGAGGCCCUGCCCUGCUUCAUCCCCUACAACCUCAUCACGCAGCACAGCAUCCCCGACAAGAGCGUGGCCGACUGCGUGGAGGCGCUGAUCGGCGCGUACCUGAUAGCGUGCGGGCCGCGCGGGGCGCUGCUCUUCAUGGCGUGGCUGGGCAUCUGCGUGCUGCCUCAGGAGGGCAGCGACGGCAAGGUGCAGUACGGGACCCUGAGCCCCCCUCCGUCACCCCUGCUGCGUCAUGUCCGCAACCCCGAAGCAGACCUCGAGAGCUUGCUCGACGGUUACGACGUGUUCGAGCGUCGCAUCGGCUACAUGUUCCGAGACCGCAGCUACUUGCUGCAGGCUCUGACUCACGCUUCGUACUCUCCCAACAGACUCACCGACUGCUACCAGCGACUAGAGUUUCUCGGGGAUGCUGUUCUGGACUACCUCAUCACGAGGCACCUAUACGAAGACUCUCGCCAGCACUCGCCGGGGGCCCUCACGGACCUGCGCUCUGCCCUCGUCAACAACACCAUCUUCGCGUCGCUGGCCGUGCGGCACGGCUUCCACAAGUACUUCCGCCACCUGUCGCCGGGCCUGGGCGAAGUGGUGGACCGCUUCGUGCGCAUCCAGGAGGAGAACGGCCACACCAUCAGCGAGGAGUACUACCUGAUAGAAGAGGACGAAUGCGAGGAGGCAGAGGACGUAGAAGUGCCCAAAGCCCUGGGUGAUGUGUUUGAGUCGGUGGCCGGCGCCAUCUUCAUGGACAGCGGCAUGUCGCUGGAUGCUGUGUGGCGGGUCUACUACUUCAUGAUGAAGACAGAGAUAGAACAGUUUAGUACCAAUGUCCCUAAAUCUCCGAUACGAGAACUACUUGAAUUGGAGCCAGAAACUGCAAAGUUUGGGAAGCCAGAGAAACUUGCAGACGGAAGGCGGGUUCGAGUGACGGUGGAAGUGUUUGGGAAAGGCUCGUUCAAAGGUAUCGGCCGCAACUACCGCAUCGCCAAGUGUACUGCGGCCAAGUGCGCGCUCAAGCAGCUUAAGAAGAAAGGCUUGCUGUCGAAGAAGCUCUCCGUGAUUGGCAGAUAGGUGCAGCCGCUGCAGCAAUCGACCAUUUGCAUGCCUUAUCCAUGACGUCGUCCGUUCAGAAUAUUUACCCGUGACCAAAAAAAGAUUAGGCUUUGUGUGAUAGUUAGACACACCUGUAUUUGGUGGGAAAAUGAACUGUUUGUAAGAUUUCAACAUUCUGUAUUACUGUUGAGCAUGUUUUCCUUUAUUACGAGUGAUUAUCAGGGAGAGGCUUUCUACACUAGACUGGCCAAUGAGAGUGCGUGCUGUACUGCCGAGCUCCCAUGAUUUACCUGAUAACAGCCACACAAUUUUAAACACUACUCUCCCAACCAUUACAGCAAGGAAAUGCCAGUAUUUUGAGAAAUGUGUUGAUAUGAAAUAUUUUUGCCUAAUACAGGUGUGUCUAGUGAUAAUGUUUGCAAUCACUGUUUAAAAGUGCUAUACCAUUUAAUGAAUUUGACAUGGUUACAAUGUAGCUACAUAAUUGUUAAAAUAUUAUUGUAUGCCUUGAAGAGGAUCUCAUAAUCUUAGCAUUUGUGGGGUUUCGAACCAUCAUCAUCAGUAAAGAACUGUUAUAUUAAUUUUAAUGCAAAGCAUUUAAUGGUAUAUAAUUUUUUUUUUUGCAGUUUAUUAACUUACGUAUUAUAUCUAUAAGUAUAAGGUAAUAAAAUUUUGUAAAUCACAAUAUUAUGUGAUGGGAAUUUUUCUUGAAGAGAUCUCAGUAACAUGUGAGGAUUGCCAUACAAUAGAGCCUUAUUAUAAUUUAGAAGACUUAAUAUAAAACAUUUAACAAACUUAUUCUGCUUGCCGCUCUCUGAACCAAGUGACUGUUGAGCUGAGGACUGUAAGUCACACCCGUCACACAUGCUGUGACAGGGGCAGCACUCAGCGUCAGCGAGUAUGUUUCUUUGCAGGAGAGGGUCUAGGCCAAAUUAACUCAACCUCAGAAUGGGACUUGAAAAGUCAACGUUCCCCUUCCUUUUCAGUUGUCAGUUUUAAAUGUGGUUUUUUGUAGUUAUUAUCAAGUUAGUUUCAACUCAGUGUGCGUUUCAAGAAAACGUUUUUUUUUUUUUUUUUUUGCCUUUUUGUGACUCAAGCUACUCUCGCUAGCAAUAAUAAAUGCUAUCGAACCACCUGUUUAUCACGUUACUUGCUUUGUUCUGGUCUGAGAUCACGAUCAUGAUCCUGUUGUAAGCUAGACUGUUGUUCAAGGGCUCUAUUGUGUUGUGGCGAAAUGCCACUCGUGUGUUUUGCUCAGCCAUGUCAUCAAGUAAUGACUUCAUUGAUCACGAAAAUGAUUGAAGCUUGCGGGUGUUUUUUGUUAGCAUUGUUACCUCAUAUAAAAUAUUAGCAAGUUGAGCGUGUGGUUAGCAAUGCCUCAAAAUGUGAAGUUACUUCUGUGUUAAUGUUUAGUUAAUAUUUCCUUGGUUGUCUGACUUAAAUAACGACGUAUCAGUGCACACCGUUUGGUCAAGUGUACCUUUGUUGCACCUAGUGCAUUCUGUCUACAGUGCAUUCAGCACUGAUGCUUUAGGUGGUCACAAGAGAUAGUAGCUUUAUCUCAUUUCUUAUUGGUUCACAGGCAGAAAUACAACCAACUAUGCUAUAGAAUAUAAAUUUUACUGUGUUGUUUAAAAAUUAUGUCAUUUUUAGUAUUUUUUUAAGUUGUUUUUACUUGGCUUCACGUGUAUUGAUGUUACAAUCACUACAAUUUUCAUAAAGAAUUUUUUUUGUCAAUUUUAUAAAAACAUAUUUUUUUCUUUAUAAUUAGGAGAUGUGACAGGAUAAGGUAAGUUUUUUUUAUAUGUACAAGUUUGACUAUUAAUUUAUUUUAGGUUUAUUAGUUAUUUAAAGAGUAGGUCAUAAAUGUACUUGUAAUUACAGAAAUUAAAACCUGGGAUAUGUGUAAGGGUUUGGAAAAUAACAGCAGCAGAAGUUUGUAAAUUAUUCAAGGAGAGGUCGGUCACAAACGGGUUCCUGUUGUAACUUGACAACAUAGUUUUUAUGCAUCUUAACGCUAGGUGUCAUCUUGUUAAAUGACAGCAGUGACUGCUGUUAGGUACUUAUUGUCUGUCUGCAGCGAAGGUCAUCUGUAAGGCCGAACAGCUCGCGGCUGUGGGUCAGUCAUUUCCCGUCUCCUCCAUGUCGUGUGCCGUGUGCCGUGUGCCGUGUGCCGUGUCAGAGUCGUGUCAGCCUGAGCCCUCUGCUGCCGACCACAACAGAGCAGAGAGGCUGUGCAUGCCCGCGUACACGCCUUAGCAAACAUUAUGCCUUCCUCUGUGCUCGACCUUCGAGCUGUCUUCAGUGCUGCGUUGGCCGAGAGUGCUGCCAUUUUCAUCCGUGGUCGUGACCGAGUGAGGAAGUUAAAUGAAACUGCUGUCAUUUCUGCUUUGCUGAAUGAAAUAUGCCAAUAAUAUGAGUUAAAAUUGAAUAUUUGCAGUGUUAAUGCUGCUACUUAUGUGUGUGUCUGUGUGUGUGUGUGAGCGGGUGUCAUGUACGUUAAUGUCAUAACGUGUAACCACGACAAUAUUGUUUAUGUUGGCAAUACUAACUGUCCACCAAGUAUGCCUGUUGAGCAAGUUUUUUUAUUUUUAAAAUUAAUUAUUAAAUAGGUAAGCAUAAACAAAGGUUUUUGCAGUUAUAGAGUAAAAUAUAGCAAUGAUUGCAUUUUUAACUGUAAAGUACAUGAAUAGUUAAAUGCAAGUAUGUUGCUGAAAACAAUUAGGGGAACACAAGGGGUGUGCUUGUCAUUGUUUCUCUCAGAGUUAACCCUGUGUGGAAAUGUAUCGAAACUGUUUGGUGGCUCUCAGUUUUAUCAGACGGCACUUUCACCUCAGACUAUUCGCAUGCACAGAUGGUCUGUGUCUAGGGUUGCCACGUUGCUCAGUAUGUGGUGUUGCCCCGGCGACGAGUGUACAACGCUGCAGACUGAAGCGUAGUGGAGGCGUCACAACGGAACAUCAGACGGAACCCCGACUGACCCCUUCCAGCUGCGCAAAUAUCAUGUCAGCAUGUUCGCCUAACACAUCCUGUUUAGUGUUUAGUACCUCACGCACUGGAUUUUUUUUGGUUUUUAAGGCAUCGGCCUACGCAAUCUGUGUCCCUUUGCAUCUGUGGCUGAGCGUGUCAGCUGUUUUGAUCUCUUAAGGCACUAAACAACCAGGGAGAAGGAAACAGACGGGCUUGUGGGUAACCCGGCAGGAUGCGUAGCUCGUGGACUUCUGUGUGAUGGACUGAUGGCGAGUUGAUGAACUGUGUCGUCACUCAUAAACUGUCCAGUGGGGUAAGUCCCACAGACUGGUGUGUUCUGCCAUUAUUGUGUACAAUACCACCUUUACUAUACUUUUUCCAGAUUCCAAAGUAAUUUUUUUUUAUAAAGUAGGAAAGCAUAAUAGUAGGGAAAUAUAAAAUUUUUCACACCAUACUAGCAAACUAUGAUAAUACAGAAAAGUGGUGUAAAAUGCAGUCAGUUUUAAAAUUUUUGGUUGUUUUACAAAUUAUUUCUUAUCAUCUGUUGACUUUACUGCAAGCCAGUCGAAACAUUUGUUAUGGAAUUUGUUUUGUCUUCUCAAGUUACAUUCCAAUAGUAAAAGGAUAACAAAAAGUACCAAGUGUGUUCCUCUAAUGGUUUUUAGUAGUGUAUGUUGUUUCAAAGUAAUAUAGGUCAAAAUAAAAAUAUUGUGAACUCAAACAAACCAGUAGAAAAUACUACAUUAUGUUGAAGAUUAAGUCUUAAUGAACCUCCUUUGUGUAUUUUUUUUAUCUGUGAAUGAGUUCUGCCCUACAGUCUUAAUUUUUUGCACAGAGUAAAUGUAAUAAGAGUACCAAAUACAAAAAUGAAAUUUUAAAUAUAAUUUUAAAAAAUGGAAAAUUUGUUUUGCGGCUUUGUUAGACAGGACAGAAAGAGCAUGGUAAUGUCAGAACUACAGUCCAAUGUUCUGGUAAUUUGUAAGGUUGUAUCUAUUUUGGUUCGAUUAAACUUACUGAAUAAGGCUGAUGUUAUAGAUAGGCGUGCUGCCUACAAAGCUGUAUCAUUUUAAAAUUUACAUUUGUAAUACAGUCCCCUUGUGAUAACUAAUAACCUAAUCAAGUGAUAAUAUUAGAUCAAUUAUUGUACAGUUUUGUCUCUGUACCUUAUACUGUUAACAUAUUAAUUUUGUGCAGUCAAAAGUGUGGUAUGCUUAAGAUUGUUCAAAACUUGUGAAAGUGUGUAAAUGCACAGGAUUUUAUUGAAAGUAACUUAAACAAUCAAAGUGGUAAAUAGCUUAUGAAUCUGCCAAUAACCCAUUUUAAGACUAAGGAUAUUUUACAUUCCUAGAUUUGGAUAAAAUGAAAACUGCCGCAUAUGUGUCUUUAGUUUGAUGACCAAUUUAGUACAAGCAUUAUGCUUCUUAGCCGACUGGAGGUGAUGACAGACUGCGGAGUCGUGAUGGUUCUCAGCCAACCGGAGGUGACUACAGACUGCAGAGUCAUGAUGGUUCUCAAUCAACCGGUGACGACAGUCUGCGGAGUCGUAAUGGUUCUUAACCAACCAGAGGUGACGACAGACUGCGGAGUCAUGAUGGUUCUCAGCCAACCGGAGGUGACUACAGACUGCAGAGUCAUGAUGGUUCUCAGCUGACCAGAGGUGAUGACAGUCUGCAGAGUCGUGAUGGUUCUCAGCCAACCGGAGGUGACGACAGACUGCAGAGUCAUGAUGGUUCUCAGCUGACCAGAGGUGAUGACAGUCUGCAGAGUCGUGAUGGUUCUCAGCCAACCGGAGGUGACUACAGACUGCAGAGUCAUGAUGGUUCUCAGCUGACCAGAGGUGAUGACAGUCUGCAGAGUCGU